Molecule: messenger RNA, 1218 nt
Organism: Otolemur garnettii (small-eared galago)
Lineage: Eukaryota; Metazoa; Chordata; Mammalia; Primates; Galagidae
Product: histone H3.3-like
Exons: 1
Coding region: 463-873 (136 amino acids)
Cellular component (GO): nucleosome
Molecular function (GO): protein heterodimerization activity; DNA binding; structural constituent of chromatin
Source: RefSeq, a predicted model, not a curated record
GUUUCAAGACUGGCAUUAGGACAUCAAGGGGGAUGUGUGUGUAUCUACAGAGGAAGCAGCGAACGCUGCUCACACGCUGCCGCCAGCCCGUUCCUGGCCACGGCUCUGCAGCAUCCUGGCCGGUGCUCCAUCUGACUCUGCUGCCCAGCAUGAGUGGUCCUCCCUCCCAGGCCUGUGUAGUGGUGUGCGACCAGGAGAAGACUCAGCAGUGGCUCCUCACGGACUCCUGGGGGCCAAUUUCUGGCCACUCCUUCCUCUGGGCCACCACUCCCUUUAUUCCAGCAGUUCUCAACCUGUGGGUCACGACCCCUUUGUAACCAUGAAAAUACAAUGCAGAGCGGCUUGGUCCGUCGUUGAGAAAGCGUCUUGUCUUUGCUUGGCGACUGUGGCUCUUCAUUGGGCACCAGAAGCGGCGCGGCGCUCUGAGAAGUGGCCUAAAACUUCGGCGUUGGGUAAAAGAAAAUGGCUCGAACCAAGCAGACGGCUCGGAAAUCCACUGGUGGGAAAGCCCCCGGCAAACAGCUGCCCACCAAAGCUGCCAGGAAAAGCGCUCCCUCUUCCCACGGGGUGAAGAAACCUCAUCGCUACAGGCCGGGCACCGUGGCGCUCAGAGAGAUUUGUCCUUAUCAGAAAUUGACUGAGCUGCUCUUCCAGAAGUGGCCUUUCCAGAGGCUGGUGAGGGAGAUCGCCCAGGAUUUCAAAACCGACUUGAGGUUUCAGAGUGCGGCCAUUGGUGCGCUGCAGGAGGCGAGUGAAGCGUACCUGCUGGGUCUGUUUGAAGAUACUAAUCUGUGUGCCAUCCACGCGAAGAGGGUCACCAUCAUGCCCAGAGACAUCCAGCUGGCUCACCGGAUUCGGGGAGAGAGAGCUUAAGUGAAGGCAGUUUUUAUGGUGUUUUGUAGUACAUUCUGUAAAAUACUUUGGUUUAAUUUGUGACUUUUUUUGUAAGAAAUUGUUUAUAAUAUGUUGCAUUUGUACUUAAGUCAUUCCAUCUUUCACUCAGGAUGAAUGGGAAAAGUGACUGUUCACAGACCUUGGUGAUGUGAGCACUGUUGCUCAGGAGUGACAAGUUGCUAAUAUGCAGAAGGGAUGGGUGAUAUUUCUUGCUUCUCAGGAUGCAUGUUUCUGUAUGUUAAUGACUUGUUGGGUAGCUAUUAAGGUACUAGAAUUGAUAAACGUGUACAGGGUCCUUUUGCAAUAAAACUGGUUAUGACUUGA